CGAGGUGGCGCUUCUGCGUGUUGCUGAUACAAACAAAGCUUUAAAGAUCCCUUUCCAUGCGCAUGUCAGGAUUUAAAGGUCCCUCCCUUUAUCAUAAAUAAACACUUGACAAUCGACGAAUCAUCAUGGCGGACGCGGUAGACACGGACGACUUUGCCGACGCCUUCAGGGCGUAUGCCACCCAAGACAACACCGAGGGCACGGGUAAGGAGAUGACCAGGGAGAACUUUGUCAAGAUGUGCAAGGACUGCAAGGUCAUCGACGGCAAGAAGGUCACUGAGACGGACGUCGACAUCGUCUUCUCCAAAGUCAAGGACAAGUCUGCCAGUACGAUCACGGUGGAGAAAUGCAAGACGGCCCUGGAGGAGCUGGUUACCAAAGGAUUCCCUAAGGACUUCGAUUGCGAGGAGAGCAACCGGGUGGACCCGUUGACAGACCCGGAGAACCUGAUGAAACUAAUUCUCAGUCGACGUCGUUAUCGUGAAGAAGACCUCAGCGCUUACGGCCCGAAGUCGCAGGCGGGUCUGACGGACCUCUCCACGUACACCGGCUCAGCCAAGGGCCGCUUCGGCGUCGAGCCCGGCAAGGGUAGGGGGAUCGAGGGGCGCGAGCACGUCGAGCCCGGAGGGGGUUACGGUCUUGGUUACAAUGACGCAGGCACCGAUGACGCGUCCGGCAAGGGCAGGGGGAUCGAGGGGCACAAGGACGUGACCAAGAACACGGAUUACGUCGCACCUCCCGCAGGCACCUACGAUAAAAAGGUCAAGGAAUAAACCCAUCCCACGGAUUUUCAGGGUGGGUGCCACAAGCGCUGUAGCGUCAAACCAUAGCACAUUAGUAAAAGAAAACUUGAGCCAAUUGUACACAAUGCUUUUUGUGGCGCCAUGUCACGAUAGCUCACAUUUAUCUGCAGGGAAACUUAUAUCCGUUGUUUAAAAAAACGUAUCUGCACCUGUAUCUAUAUAGCCGGUAUAUAAUCGCCGUUC
Molecule: messenger RNA, 986 nt
Organism: Branchiostoma floridae (Florida lancelet)
Lineage: Eukaryota; Metazoa; Chordata; Leptocardii; Amphioxiformes; Branchiostomatidae
Product: tubulin polymerization-promoting protein family member 3-like
Exons: 3
Coding region: 126-773 (215 amino acids)
Biological process (GO): positive regulation of protein polymerization; microtubule bundle formation; microtubule polymerization
Cellular component (GO): microtubule
Molecular function (GO): tubulin binding
Source: RefSeq, a predicted model, not a curated record